CCGUCUGAAUAUUCACAACGCUCAUAUGCAUUUCGUCACGCUGCAGCAGCCGUGUCCUCCUGACCCCGCCAAUCGAGCAGCAGCAGCAGCGCUCUGAUUCCCAAAUCCGUCGGAUCCCGUUCCCGGCCCCUCCAUCCGCCAACAAUACGCCGUCGCCACCAUGACCGAGGGAGGAAGUUCGACCGUGCAGCUCUCCGCGGCCGAAGACACCCCGAGGUCAACCGCCGACACUACCACAACCACGGGCGCCCACGAUGGCUAUGACCCCCAACAAAUCAUCGCCUUGGCCCGUCACCCACCCCCGGGUGCUUCUGUCUAUUCCCCCACCGCUGCCCCGUCGGCCGCCCUCAAUCCGCGCAGCUGCGUUACCUGCCGGAGGAGGAAGGUUCGAUGCGACAAACACAUGCCAUGCUCCAACUGCCGCCGCGGCCAGAUCCCCUGCAUCUUCCCGGCCCCGGGCCGGGCACCACGACGCGUCCGCCCCAAGGACCCCAAUGCGCCGGCAAAACAGCCGUCGAGCGAGCGCGAGCUGGAGUUGAUGAAGCGGUUGCGGAAGCUGGAAGGCAUCGUCGAAGACCUCAGCGGCCAGAUCGAGGUCGAGUCGGUACGCCAGCCUUACAGUGCGGGAAACUCGCCGGAGGCCGGGGCUGCGUACCAAAAGGAUGAACAUACCCUGGGAGGGCGUUUCGGGCCCGGGUCCGGGCCCGGCGUGACGAGCGGCAGCGGCAGCGGCAAUGGAACCGUGAACCAUGACUCGCCAGGUUUCCCCAGCGCGCGGCUCCAGGCUAGGCCGACGUCCGCGUCCAUCUCCGAAACGGACUCGGUCGGCAAAGCUUCUCCUGAUGUACACAAGAAGUUUGGCCGGCUAGUGUUGAACGAGAGGGGCGUGACACGAUAUGUCAGCAGCUCAUUGUGGUCGUCGAUAAACGACGAGCUGGACGAACUGCGCAAGGCGUCGCAAGAUCUCACCGACGAGGAAUCCAUCGAAUCUGACGUGGAAGCCACCCCCGAAUCGAUCAGCCACGAUAAAAGCUUAAUUGAGCACCAGUCCUUCAUUCUCGGAUACCGCUCGGCCGACGUCGAGCUGAGGCCCCUCCAUCCCCUACCGUCCCAGAUCCCCUUUAUCUGGCAGGUCUACCAAGAGAAUGUCGACCCCAUACUCAAGGUCAUCCAUGUCCCCAGCAUGAGUAAAGUAAUCAAGGAGCUCCGAUACAACCUGGACGGACUCACACCGUCGAUGGAAGCAUUGAUGUUCUCUAUCUAUUAUGCCUCGAUCACCUCGCUGGACGAGGAGGAGGUCAAACUCAAUUUUGGUACCGAGAAAAUCGCCCUGAUUCAGAAAUACCGCUUCGCCGUGGAACAGGCCCUGGCUAGGGCCGAAUUCCUUACCAAACCCGACUUCACCGUCAUCCAGGCCUUUAUGCUCUUCCUUGUUUUCGUCCGCCGGCACGACGACACCAGAUUCGCCUGGACCCUCACCGCCCUGCUCAUCCGCCUCAGCCAGGCCCUGGGCCUCCACCGCGACGGGACUCACUUUCCGAAUCUGACGCCCUUCCAGAUCGAGAUGCGCCGGCGCCUUUUCUGGGCCGUGUGCGUGCUGGAUCUUCGGUCCGCCGAGGAUCAGGGGACGGAUCUCACCAUCGUCUCGGGGACCUUCGACACACAGAUUCCCCUCAACAUCAACGAUACUGACAUCUCCCCGGAGAGUAAGUGUCUUCCCAAACCGAGGGAGGGCACCACAGACAUGGCCUUCUCGCUUAUCCGCUACGAGAUUUGCUCUCUGUCAAGACGCCUACACAUUGUCUCGUCCGGCAUGACCCCCGCUUGCCCCUCCGAUGCCGGAAAGUCGCUGGAGGAGCGCGAGGCGCUCCUCACCGAGGCGUCGCGCAAGGUGGAGCAACGAUUGCACAAAGACAGCUCGAACUCCAUGUUUUGGGUGGCAUCCAAUGUCACCCGCAUCAUCGUCGCCAAAAUGACCCUCGUCAUCUACCAGCCAGUUUUAUUUCCGGGGCCCGGUGACGAUGUGCUCUCCGAGGAUGUCCGGGCACGCCUGCUCAACGCCGCGCUCGACGUGUUCGAGUACAGCCAUAUCCUGAACACAGACCCCCGCUGCAAGCAGUGGCGCUGGUUGUUCCAGACCUGGAGCCAUUGGCACGCGCUGGCUUACACCCUAAUCGAAGUUUCGCACCGUCCGUGGGGCCCCAAGGCCGAGAGAGCCUGGAACGCGUUGAACCUGACAUUCCUGUCGCCCAACCCAGCCGAGCUAGAGAAGCUGACGAGCCAUCACGCCGUGUGGAUGCCCCUGAGGAAGCUGUAUCUCAGGGUCAAGAAGCACCGCGAGGCCGAGAUUGCCCGCCUGCGGGCCGACCCACAGGCAGCGCGAGAACUAGACCUCAAAGACCAGUCCAGGACCCCUCCAACCAGCUUUGGCGGCAUCCCGGCCUCUAUGAAAGCCGCUGCUGCCCUCGAGCGGUGGCGGAAGUUAGUGAACUUGCCCGCACCAUCACAGGAAGACCUCCAACUACACCAAGAACCAGUGCCCAAAACACAAGCACGGAGUCAGACCAUGCCCCAAAAUACAAUGGGCAUACACCCAGCUGCGACCGCGGCCUAUGCCAAACCCGAAUAUAUGGAAUACCUCGACGACGCCAUGUCCAACCCAUCCUUCAUCCCCACCGACUUUGGACCCCUCUGGGCCUCCGCGCAGCCCGAUGAAAUCGCCCGCGUCGCCUUCUUCCCGUACCAGACAGGCGACCCCUCGCAAGUUGACAGCUCGAUAAACUUUGACCCGACCACCCCGGUACCUGACCUCCAACCAAUGGGUAGGACGUCGACCUCGAUGAGCUUACCCGCGCAUCUAUCACAGCAUCAGCAGCAAACGCCACAGGGGAUGGCGCAGGCGACGCCGAAUAAUGAUGACAACCUCCCGCCCUGGCUCUGGCCGACGACUGGCUCACCGGACAUCCUGCGCCUGCCGAGCAUGGGGGGCGAGGACAUGGAUACCAAUAUGGAUGAGGGGUUUGACUGGCAGACUUGGCAGGAGAGUCUGGGGAGAUACGAGGUUGAGGCAAACGGGGGACGGGCGGGGAGUACCUGGGGUCCGGGCCUUUAGCUGUGUUAUGCAGGAGCGGAUUUUGUAUAAAAAGAUGUUGCUGGGUUGGUUUUAAGUCGAGUGGCCGCGAAGUGUGCCUUGUUCGAGAUACCCUAAGA
This is a messenger RNA of Chaetomium fimeti, 3210 nucleotides long. RefSeq names its product fungal-specific transcription factor domain-containing protein. The record is from RefSeq and is a predicted model, not a curated record. Gene Ontology annotation, biological process: regulation of DNA-templated transcription; DNA-templated transcription. NCBI's taxonomy places the organism in Eukaryota, Fungi, Ascomycota, Sordariomycetes, Sordariales, Chaetomiaceae. The coding region runs from base 161 to 3112 and encodes 983 amino acids. The transcript is spliced from 4 exons. Gene Ontology annotation, molecular function: zinc ion binding; DNA binding; DNA-binding transcription factor activity, RNA polymerase II-specific.